Notothenia coriiceps (black rockcod) is the source of this 1537-nucleotide messenger RNA. Its product is annotated as cadherin-15-like. Gene Ontology annotation, cellular component: plasma membrane; adherens junction; catenin complex. Lineage: Eukaryota; Metazoa; Chordata; Actinopteri; Perciformes; Nototheniidae. Gene Ontology annotation, biological process: cell-cell junction assembly; calcium-dependent cell-cell adhesion; cell morphogenesis. The record is from RefSeq and is a predicted model, not a curated record. Gene Ontology annotation, molecular function: beta-catenin binding; calcium ion binding; cadherin binding.
AUCAAAUCGGACAAAAUCUUUACAGGGGAGGUGAUUUACAAGCUAGAGGGAGCGGGGGUGGACCAGGAGCCCAAAAAUCUGUUUGAAAUUGAUGAUAUAACAGGAGUCAUCAGGAGCAAGCGGCCGCUGGACCGAGAGACUUACAACAGCUUCACGCUGAAAGCCUUUGCACUGUCUCCCAGUGGAGAGAGACUAGAGAAUCCGUCCACCAUAGAGAUCGUGGUGCUGGAUCAGAACGACAACAGACCCGUCUUCACCCAGAAAGAAUUCAGCGGCACUGUCCCUGAAUUCUCCGUCCCAGGCACCUUGGUGAUGUCAGUGACCGCCACUGAUAAAGAUGACCCUAUGACAGAAAACGCUUACCUGAGCUACUCUAUCAUUGGCCAGGAGAGCUUUCCUGCCAACGCUGUAGACAAAACAAUGUUUGGUAUCAACAACGAGACAGGAGCCAUUUACACAAGAGACGUAGGCCUGGACCUGGAGGUGGUAAAAAGUUUCAGGUUGAAACUGCAGGUUGCUGAUAUGGGAGGCAUGGGAUUAGCGAGUGAAAGUGUGGCGAUCAUACAUGUCACUGAUAUCAACAACCACGCCCCACAGUUCAGCCCUGCCACUUACAGCAUGCUAUCAGUGGAGAACAGGAAGGACAAUGAGAUCGGCCGGGUGAACGUGACAGACAGAGAUGAUCGUGGAACAGCAAACUGGGAGGCCAAGUACUUUAUUUCCAAUGACCCUGAAGGCAACUUUGCCAUCACUACGGAUCCUGCAACCAACGAAGGAGUUCUGACCGUGGUGAAGCCUCUGGAUUAUGAAGCACAGCAUGAGCACGUCUUAUUGCUGAAGGUGGAAAAUGUCAAUCCUCUGAGCAUCAAGGCUCCCAGCGUCCCAGUGAGCGGCGCUUCAGUGUUUGUAACGGUGGUGAACGAGAAUGAAGCUCCACGUUUCAGGGAGGACCCCAUACAGCUGGUUGUCCCUGAGUCUGUGGUCCCUGGGACUUUACUGACCAGCCACAUCGCCUCGGACCCUGAUAAUUCUGACCUGAGGUAUGAGAUUAGUCGAGAUCCUGAGAAGUGGCUGGACAUCGACAGAGAUACAGGCGAAAUCUAUGCCAAGAGAACGUUCAACAUGCGAUCUCCAAAUGUUAAAAACAAUAUCUACAAUGUUAUUGUCAAAGUUACAGAUGCUGGUGGUGUGUCAACCACUGCCACCGUGGCCAUCACACUGAAGGAGACCAACGACUUCCCCCCCCAGCUCUUCCCCCUGAGCGGCUCUGUGUGCAGGGACACGGGCCGCGGCAGUUCUGGUCUGGUUGUGACGGCUGUGGAUGAAGACUUUCCUCCACACGCUGCACCCUUCAGCUUUGAGAUGCCCGACGAUGAUCUGUCAAUCAACUGGACUGUUGUUCAAGUCAACGAUACCCAUGCGGUGCUUCAGCUCGUGGACCUGGAGGCAGGAGAGUACGUGGUCACAGUGUUUGUGUCGGACUCUGGCAGCCCAGUGCUGAGCGCGUAUUCUCAGGUCAAUGUGACCGUAUGUCGCU